AUGCCCGAACAACUCAAAAAUGCGCGUGCCGCCUGUAAGGCGACAGUGACUCGAAUACAGAACUAUAUCAUGAAGCCUACCAACCUUACAUUCGCGACGGUGGACAUUUUAGAAGCUCGCAAAGAUAAAUUAGUGUCAGCCUUAAAGAGCUACGAAGGUAUUCAGAUAGAUAUUUUGAGUUUGGAUGGCGAGGAUGCAGAGGAUGUGGGUGAGUUCGAAGAAAAGUUUUUUAACACAAUUGCUAGGAUUAACGAAACUAUACGUAUGCUUACUAAAAACGAGACCCCACAAACUAGCUGUAUGUCGGCAUCUUAA
Messenger RNA from Arctia plantaginis, 315 nucleotides. Lineage: Eukaryota; Metazoa; Arthropoda; Insecta; Lepidoptera; Erebidae. The record is from the annotation of a GenBank genome assembly.